UUUUUUUUUUUUUUCUUCACCCUUCUCCCUCCCUUUAUCUAUUUAUACAUAAUGUAUCGUCUGUCAGCACUUUCUCGUGCUGCCAAACCUCUUGUCCAGCGCAACAUCCAUAUUGCACGACCUUCAUCAGCUCUUCGUACCACUUCCAUUGCUAGCUUCCAUACCAGUCAACAACAUUUUGCCAAGACAACAAGUGCACCCGAAGCUACUGAUGCUUUCUUACAAAGUGGUGCUGGAAGUUAUAUUGAAGAAAUGUAUGAAGCAUGGUUAAAGGAUCCUUCUUCUGUACAUUUGUCCUGGCAAAUUUACUUUAAGAACAUGGCCAAUGGUGUUCCUUCUUCCCAAGCUUAUAGCCCUCCUCCUACUCUUGUUCCUUCUGCCAGUGCUCGCUUGCCUACUUUGCCUGGUGAUGGUUUGGCUAAUGCUGCUAAUGCUUCUUCCAAGGAUGUUAUUGAACAUAUGAAAAUCCAACUUUUAGUUCGUGCUUAUCAAGUCCGUGGUCAUCAUAUUGCCAAUCUCGAUCCUUUGGGUAUCCAACAUGCCGACUUGGACAGCUCUACUCCUCCUGAACUUGAAUAUUCUUAUUAUGGUUUCACUGAAAAGGAUCUUGAUCGUCAAUUCAAUUUAGGUCCUGGUAUCUUACCUGCUUUGGGAAAUAAUGAAAAGACGAUGACUUUACGAGAAAUUGUUGAUGUAUUGAAAAAGAUUUACUGUGGUUCCAUUGGUAUUGAAUAUAUUCAUAUUCCUGAUCGUGCUCAAUGUGAUUGGAUUCGUCAACGUAUUGAAAACCCUCAACCUUACAAGUACUCAGUCGAUGAAAAACGUGUCAUCUUGGAUCGUCUUACUUGGUCUGAUUCUUUCGAACGAUUCGUUGCUUCAAAGUAUCCCUCUGAAAAGCGUUUUGGUCUGGAAGGUGGUGAAACUCUUAUUCCUGGUAUGAAGGCUUUGAUUGAUCGUUCCGUUGAUCUUGGUGUCGAAUCUAUUGUUAUUGGUAUGCCUCAUCGUGGUCGUCUCAACGUUCUCAGUAAUGUCGUUCGCAAACCCAACGAAUCCAUCUUUUGUGAAUUCAGUGGUUCUUUGGAACCCUCUGAAGAAGGCUCUGGUGAUGUCAAAUAUCAUUUGGGUAUGAACUACGUCCGUCCUACUCCUUCUGGUAAGCGUGUCCAUCUUUCUUUGGUGGCCAAUCCUUCUCACUUGGAAGCUGUCGACCCUGUUGUUCUUGGUAAGACCCGUGCUCUUCAAUUCUACGGCAAGGAUACCGAAGGUAAACGUUCUAUGUCUGUUCUUAUGCAUGGUGAUGCUGCCUUUGCUGGUCAAGGUGUUGUCUAUGAAACUAUGGGCUUCCAUGAUUUGCCUGCUUACUCUACUGGAGGUACUAUUCAUAUUGUUGUCAACAAUCAAAUUGGUUUCACCACUGAUCCUCGUUAUGGUCGAUCUACUCCUUAUUGUACUGAUAUUGCCAAGUCUGUCAACGCUCCUGUGUUCCACGUCAAUGGUGAUGAUGCUGAAGCUGUUACCUAUGUUAUGCAAUUGGCUGCUGACUGGCGUCAAACUUUCCAUCGUGAUGUCGUCAUUGAUCUUGUCUGUUACCGUAAGCAUGGUCACAACGAAACUGAUCAACCUAUGUUUACUCAACCCAAGAUGUAUGAAGCUAUUGCCAAACAAGUCCCUGUUGCUCAAAAGUAUGAAGAGCAAUUGAAGAAGGAAGGUACUUUGUCUGCUGAAGAAAUCGGUGCCAACAAGAAACGUGUAUGGAAUAUUUUAGAAGAAUCUUAUGCUGCUAGUAAGGAUUACAAGCCUACUUCCCGUGAAUGGUUGUCUAGCUCAUGGCCUGGCUUCAAGUCUCCCAAGGAAUUAGCUGAAGAAAUUCUUCCUCAUUUCCCUACUGGUGUUUCCACUGAAACUCUCCAACAAGUUGGUAAAGCCUUGACCACUUUACCUCAUGAUUUCAAUGUUCAUCGCAACUUGAAACGUAUUCUUCAAACUCGUGAAAAGAAUUUACAAGCUGGAAAGGAUAUCGAUUGGUCUACUGCUGAAGCUUUAGCUUGGGGUAGUUUGCUUUUGGAAGGCAAGCAUGUCCGUGUCUCUGGUCAAGAUGUUGAAAGAGGUACCUUCUCUCAACGUCACGCUGUUUUACAUGAUCAAAAGACUGAUAGCAAAUACACCAUGUUGAAUCACAUCUCAUCUGAACAAGGUGCCUUGUCCAUUUCUAACUCUUCAUUAUCUGAAUAUGGUGUCCUUGGUUUCGAAUUGGGUUACUCCUUGGUGGAUCCUAAUUCUUUGGUUGUUUGGGAAGCUCAAUUCGGUGAUUUUGCUAACAAUGCUCAAUGUAUCGUGGAUCAAUUCCUUGCUGCUGGUGAACAAAAAUGGCUCCAACGUACUGGUUUGGUCAUGACUUUACCUCAUGGUUAUGAUGGUCAAGGUCCUGAACAUUCAUCAUCUCGUAUUGAACGAUAUCUUCAACUUUGUGAUGACAACCCAUAUGUUUACCCCUCUCCUGAAAAAUUGAACCGUCAACAUCAAGAUUGUAACAUGCAAGUUGUAUAUGCUUCCACUCCUUCUCAAUACUUCCAUGUUCUCCGUCGUCAAAUCUGUCGUGAAUUCAGAAAACCUUUGAUUCUUCCUUUCUCCAAGGCUAUGCUUCGUCAUCCUUUGGCUCGUUCUUCUUUGGAAGAAAUGACAGGUGAUAGUCAUUUCCAAUUGUAUUUACCUGAUGAACAUCCUGAUCAUUUGGAAGCUCCUGAAAAGAUCACCAAGCAUGUUCUUUGUACUGGUCAAGUCUAUUAUAGUUUGUUGAAGGCUCGUGAACAAAACAAGAUGACUGAUAUUGCCAUCUCUCGUGUGGAACAAUUGAACCCCUUCCCCUAUGAACAAAUCAAGGAACACGCUGAUAAGUACCCCAAUGCUGAAAUUGUAUGGUUGCAAGAAGAACCUAUGAAUGCUGGUGCCUGGCAACACGUUCAACCUCGUAUCACCACUGCUUUGUCACAAACUCAACAUCAUGCUGGCAAACAACCCCGUUAUACUGGUCGUCCCCCUUCUGCCUCCGUUGCUACUGGUAACAAGAAGAAGCAUUUCCAAGAAGAAUACAACUUUUUGAGUGAUGCUUUGAUUGGUCAACCUACCAAGCCCAAGGAAAUUGAAGGUGGUGUCCCUGUUUGGUAAAUCUGAUAUAGUUAAUUAAGGGAUUAGAACUACAUAUUAGUUU
Messenger RNA from Halteromyces radiatus, 3208 nucleotides. Its product is annotated as oxoglutarate dehydrogenase, E1 component. Lineage: Eukaryota; Fungi; Mucoromycota; Mucoromycetes; Mucorales; Cunninghamellaceae. The transcript is spliced from 6 exons. The record is from RefSeq and is a predicted model, not a curated record. Gene Ontology annotation, cellular component: oxoglutarate dehydrogenase complex; mitochondrion. Gene Ontology annotation, biological process: tricarboxylic acid cycle. Gene Ontology annotation, molecular function: thiamine pyrophosphate binding; oxoglutarate dehydrogenase (succinyl-transferring) activity. Bases 52 to 3165 code for a protein of 1037 amino acids.